This is a messenger RNA of Budorcas taxicolor (takin), 421 nucleotides long. It is a transcript of the gene TAFA5, whose product is annotated as TAFA chemokine like family member 5. Bases 1 to 399 code for a protein of 132 amino acids. Gene Ontology annotation, biological process: G protein-coupled receptor signaling pathway. Lineage: Eukaryota; Metazoa; Chordata; Mammalia; Artiodactyla; Bovidae. The transcript is spliced from 4 exons. Gene Ontology annotation, molecular function: receptor ligand activity; G protein-coupled receptor binding. The record is from RefSeq and is a predicted model, not a curated record.
AUGGCGCCAUCGCCCAGGACCGGCAGCCGGCAAGAUGCGACCGCCCUGCCCAGCAUGUCCUCAACUUUUUGGGCGUUCAUGAUCCUGGCCAGCCUGCUCGUCGCCUACUGCAGUCAGCUGGCCGCCGGCACCUGUGAGAUUGUGACGCUGGACCGCGACAGCAGCCAGCCGCGGAGGACGAUCGCCCGGCAGACGGCCCGCUGUGCCUGCAGAAAGGGGCAGAUCGCGGGCACCACCCGAGCCCGGCCCGCCUGCGUGGACGCGCGGAUCAUCAGGACGAAGCAGUGGUGUGACAUGCUCCCGUGUCUGGAGGGGGAGGGCUGCGACUUGCUGAUCAACCGGUCAGGCUGGACGUGCACACAGCCCGGCGGGCGGAUAAAGACCACCACGGUCUCCUGACAAACACAGCCCCAGAGGGGCC